GAUGAAUCUAUUCACUUGUUUCAAUUUCCGUCAUAAAGUAAUGUUAGCACCUCGAGCGCUGACCCAUUCAUUGUUACACGGAAAUAUUUCAUGACACUCCUGACUCACAAAUAGUUUGGAAAACCUUAUGUAGUAUUUUAGUUUUUCUGUCAGCCAUCAAACUAGAUCAUGUAAACUGUGAUCAAAAUGUUUUUGUAUAUUCGUUGUCUAAAAGCUGUGAUUCUGUAUGGAAUUUUUUUGGAGUUUGCUGCCUCCAAGAACAACACUGUUGCCCGUGUCGGGGAAAGAGUCCACAUGUCCUGGAAUGUACUUCUAGCUGUCCCGGAGUUUGAGAUUGUGUCUGUCAGACCUAAUGGGAAGCUCAGGCCUGAUGAAUCCAUGGUCCUGUUCGACGUGGAGGACAAUGCACAUGUGUUUACAUCUAUCAACACACAUACAGGGAACGGGACAAGGAUUCAGCUGACUGUCAAAACAUCCCUGCAAGGAAGGACGCUGGUCAGUCUCAUAUUCCACAGUGUCGACGUGCAGGACGCCGGAGUGUACCAGUGUGUUACCUACAACAGUGACAGGUCUGAUAACACGUGGACUCAGCUUCUCAUUGUACUGCAGAAACCAUCACAACCGAACAUCAGCACGACAUCUGCCGACCCCGUAUCAGGUAGUCCGGUGAUGCUGACCUGCUCCUCCACCUCCCGGAGUCUUCCUCUAGACCGGUCUCUGUACCCGUAUACCCUGAACACGUCCUACACCUGGAGGAGAAACAACAGGAGGGUGGAGAGCGAGGUACACGUGGAGGGGGCAGUCCUGACUAUAGACAACGUCACCAAGGGGGACGCGGGGGUCUACACGUGUCAGUCUGAAGAAGAGGGCGUCCUGUCAGACUGGAGUCAGGGAUACACUCUGAAUGUUCUGUAUGGACCAGACACGGUACAGUUUAGUGGUAACAGAGACAACGUGUCUGCAGUAGAAGGUGACCCUCUCACAGUGACAUGUUCUGCUGACUGUUACCCCGCCUGCACUGUGACCUUGUGGGGCACAUCCAGACAGAGGGUGAUCACGGGACCGAGGGAGGCUGUGUUGUAUAUACCAGCUGUAGACAGAUCUGUGUCUGGACAGUACACGUGUCACGUCAGCAACAUACAUGGGAAUACAUCACGGAGCCUGACGCUGGACGUUUUCUAUGGACCUGACCAGAUACAGUUUAACGGUGCAAGUGACAGGCUAAAAGCAGAAGAAGGUGACCCUUUCACAGUGAGAUGUUCAGCUGACUGUAACCCCGCCUGCACUGUUACCUGGUGGAACACAUCCAGACAGAGGGUGAUCACGGGACCGAGGGAGGCUGUGUUGUAUAUACCAGCUGUAGACAGAUCUGUGUCUGGACAGUACACGUGUCACGUCAGCAACAUACAUGGGAAUACAUCACGGAGCCUGACGCUGGACGUUUUCUAUGGACCUGACCAGAUACAGUUUAACGGUGCAAGUGACAGGCUAAAAGCAGAAGAAGGUGACCCUUUCACAGUGAGAUGUUCAGCUGACUGUAACCCCGCCUGCACUGUUACCUGGUGGAACACAUCCAGACAGAGGGAGAUCACGGGACAGAGGGAGGCUGUGCUGUAUAUACCAGCUGUAGACAGAUCUGUGUCUGGACAGUACAUCUGUCACGUCAACAACACACAUGGGAACACAUCACGGAACCUGACCCUGGAAGUGUUCUCACGAGAGGUUACUGGAGUUGGCGUCGCUUCGACCGUCUCUGUGGCUGCUGUCUGUUCUGUCCUGAUCGUCGUCACCGCUGUGGUCGUCAUAUUUCUUGCUCGUAGAAAACAGACACGUGAAGAGAGGGGAUACAUUCAUAACCGCGUGGUCACAUAUACUCGGGACGAGGAAACAGACGGAAGCUACCAGGAAAUAGAAGAGGGAGGAUCCAUUCAAAAUCGCGUGAUCUCAUAUGCCCGGGAUGAGGACAAUGAUGGAAGCUACCAGGAGAUAGAAGAAGAGGUGAACGUAGACGACAUCGCCCCUCUUGUAGCUGCCUACUCUGUUAUGCUCACGGCUGUGGCAGUUGUGGUGGCAGCAGUUGCUAUUCUUGUCUGCAAGGACGUAAAAGAUGGUCACAGCAGAAGAUUUGGUGAAUAUCUCACUGUGGUGGGCGAGAGACUAUCCUGUGACAUCAGUGAAGCACCUUGUGCUACCAUCAACGACGAGGAUGCCUUAUCCAUGCAUGAUUAUGAGCGACUACUGAGGGAACAGUUCCACAUCUACACGUGUCUCAACCCUUCAGGUUCCUCUACUGAGGACCACAGUACCAGGUGCAGCCUUAUGUGAGGGAACCGUUUCCCAUCUACCCGUGUCUCAACCCUUCAGCUUCCUUUAUGGACGUCAACUGUACCAGGUGCAGCCUUAUGUGAGGAAACAGUUUCCCAUUUGCAUGUGUCUCAACUCUUCAGCUUCCUCUACACACGUCCACUGCAUCAGGUGCAGCCAAAUGUGAGGGAACAGUUUUCCAUCUACACGUGUCUCAACCCUUCAGCUUCCUCUACAGACGUCCACUGUACCAGGUGCAGCCUAAUGUGAGGGAACAGUUCCCCAUGUACACCUGUCUAAACCCUUCAGUUGCUACUACAGACGUCCACUGCACCAGGUGCAGCCAAAUGUGAGGGAACAGUUACACAUCUACUCGUGUCUCAACUCUUCAGCUUCCUCUACAGUCGUCCACUGUACCAGGUGCAGCCUGAUGUGAGGGAACAGUUUCCCAUCUACACGUGUCUCAACCCUUCAGCUUCCUCUACACACGUCCACUGUACCAGGUGCAGCCAAAUGUGAGGGAACAGUUCCACAUCUACACGUUUCUCAACCCUUCAGCUUCCUCUACACACGUCCACUGUACCAGGUGCAGCCAAAUGUGAGGGAACAGUUCCACAUCUACACGUUUCUCAACCCUUCAGCUUCCUCUACACACGUCCACUGUACCAGGUGCAGCCAAAUGUGAGGGAACAGUUCCACAUCAACAUGUCUGUCAAUCCUUCAGCUUCCUCUACAGAAGACCACAGUAACAUGUGAGGGAACAGCCAAAGGGAAACGUUUACCCUGAUGUGCGAUGCAAGGAAAGCUUGAGGCCCUGACGGGUCAUAUGCAUUGUUUCGAUAUAUCAAGCGGAACAUGACAUUGACAUUAACAUUUAUGAAAUAUUAUCGCUUUUAACAGUAUUAUAGAACAUAGCUUGUAGCAGUUGCAGACCUCCAAACAUGGUUCUUCUUUUCAACAGUUUUAUAUUGAUUAUGUUUGUUUAUAUGUGUACAUAUUGGUGCAACUAGUUCUUUUAUGCCUUCAUUGUUGUAAUUGUCAUCUGUGGUCAUUACUGUGUUUGUUUUCAUUUAUUAUUUGGCAUCGUUUACUAUGUGAGGGUCUCUGGAAGCCUUCUAUGAUUUAUUUUUAACCAAUUAUCCGAUUUAAUUGAUUUCUAUAGGUUUCGCAUUGUCUUACUGUAAAUAGUUCCACACUGAUAUCCUUGUUUUAUUCUUGAUGAUUAAUAUUUGCUUUCAUUGUGCCAGUUUUCGUUUCCUACGAAAUUGGCUGUUUUUUAAAAAGGAAAUGGGUAAAAUGGAUCAUAUGUAUACAUACAGAUAAAGUUUAGAACAGGGUUAUUAAAUAAUUCCAGUUCAAAGGUUUCUUUUUCAAGUACUGAAAUGGAAAUAUCGAAAUUAACUUAACAAGGAAAUCUGGAAUAUGCAACAUUUUAAACUUUAUUGCAAAUUGUAUCACAUAAUCAUUUUGGAUGGUACAUGGGUAUGUCAUAUAUGAAUAUAUAUGUCAUAUUUUAUUUGUAGACUUUGAAUAGUCACUUCAGUGGAAAAACUAACAUUAUAAGCUGACAUUAAAAAAACCGCGUAAAUUAAUAAUUGUUUCAAGCGUUUGUUGAUGAUAUAUGUUAGUGUCGGUUCUGAUUGUACUAUUCACACACAUGACAGUUAGUGAACUUUCACAACAUAAACAAAAUAACAGGACAUUGAGGUCGAAAUUAUCACUCAUGGUCUUUCCUUUUAUGUAUUAAUACUUCAACUGAUACAAAGAGAUAAAUGAAUGUAUUUUAAACCUUUCUUAUUUCGUUUCUAUUUCCUUCUGACGUACGCUUCUGACAAUUCACAAUUGUAGUGAGGACAUGCUCUUUGUAUUUAUGAUACUGAUAUUGCCUAUUUUAAGCCUUUUAUAAAAGAACCUAUGAAAUAAAUCACUUGAAUGUCACAUUCAUAUGUCCAAUGGAUUCCAAGAAAGAAAGUUAGGAUUGAAUCGCUUUAGCCAUCAUGAAUACUCAGUAAUUGGCAACCUUCAAUAUGUUCGACAGUUUACAGUUACAGUGAUGUAUCUAUGAUAGCAUCCUGGGGUGGAUUUGAACCAGGCAUUUGAAGGUAGGCAGCUUAGGAUCGCAGCUGACGAUUUGCGAUCAAGCAUUCUUCAAUUUGAGAAACAAACGAAUAUACAGUAAAUUUCUUUAUAGCAUCUGUGUCGAUAGACUGAUAAUAAAUGUUUAAUCAAC
Messenger RNA from Haliotis rufescens (red abalone), 4534 nucleotides. Its product is annotated as neural cell adhesion molecule 2-like. The record is from RefSeq and is a predicted model, not a curated record. NCBI's taxonomy places the organism in Eukaryota, Metazoa, Mollusca, Gastropoda, Lepetellida, Haliotidae. The coding region runs from base 187 to 2325 and encodes 712 amino acids. The transcript has 14 exons.